AUGUAUCUGCUAAAGGAACACAGUUAUAAAAUUUCCAAUAUAAUUUAAAACUUCAAUUUGUAUUGAUUUUGGUCAAUAUUUUUAGUGUUAAGAGAAAAACAAACUUCUCGAAAGCCAUUUAUUUGUAGUCCUCGAGUUCGAUUAUUUACAUACAUAUGUAUGUAUGUAAAUACAUGUUUCUUACACGGAUUACACAAAUGGUAUCAACCAAUAAAAAUAACAAGCAAGUGAAUUUAUUAAUCCAUAACAAAGAAAACUGAAAAUAAUUAAACUAAAAAAACUUAAAAUUGAUUAAAAGUUUAUUUGCUCCAAGCUGCAAGGUGUUUACUAACCAACGCGUACUCAAGUAUUAAGAAACAAAAACACAUUUGAAGGGGAAUUAUAAACAUAGAACAUCCGGAAACCAUGCUCAGAAUAUCCAAGUCUUAUCCUGUCUGGGGAAAACAUAUAUUGGAGACAUAUCAAUCAAGAAACAUUAAGAUACCGCAAGAGUGUAUAAGAUCGAACUCUUUUUAAAUCGUUUUUUGAGCCAAUUGCUGGAUUCUGUUAAAUAUGCUAAUAAGUUAUUGAAGCAGUGUUAAAUAGGAGCUACAAGUUAUAAAAUUUUCAACUGCUUGCUUGAUCAUCAUGAAGCUACUAGAAAGUUCUCGUUUUGAGGCCAUCAACAAUGCACUUUCUAUACAUACAAGCGGCAUCACAAUCUUUGGACGUAUCGAAAGCUACUCCUGCAAAAUGGUUGCAGCAGACAAGGCUUUAUACAAGCGGUUUACGGCUGAAACCCAUGGGCACGAUCUUCAGGCUCUAUCGCCCCCGCAAACACUAGCCGACUUCUCACCUAAUUUUUGUCGCAACAACAGCCACUCGGGCGAUGAGGGCAUCAUUUUGUGCGACACUAUUUCACGCAAGACUCUGUUUUACUUAAUUGCCACUCUAAACGCUUCAUUUGAGCCAGACUAUGAUUUUUCGGAUGCGAAGUCACAUGAGUUCAGCAAAGAGCCGUCUUUGCAAUGGGUCAUGAACUCCAUUCAUUCAAAUCUAUCAGCAUUAGCGGGAGAUCAGUAUCAAGUCUUGCGCCAGCCGCUGUGGUCUGCCGUUGACGAUGAAGUGAACUUAUCGGAAUGCGACAUAUAUAGCUACAACCCAGAUUUAAGUUCUGACCCAUUCGGAGAACCUGGUUGUUUGUGGUCUUUCAAUUAUUUUUUUUAUAACAAAAAGCUAAAACGUAUUGUAUUUUUUACAAGUCGAGCCGUAAACUCCCUUUACGCUGGAGAAACGUCGGACUUUUCAAUGGAAGAGGAUGUUUAUUGAGGAAGUUCAGCACAAUUAAUGUUUCAUCGCCAUUUCGUCUUUUCCCAGAACAUGUUCAUUGAUUAAUAGAUCUUAUAUAUGUAUGUACAAAAAGGCAGGGAGCGUUAAAAUGUUAAAUUUUUGGAACAUUAAGUGUACGUUAUGCUGGGAGUACGUAACGAAAGCGGAAUAAUAAUGAAAAACAAAAAUGUAGAGAUUUAAACACUUUAUAAAUAUUAAUAAUAAUACUUUAUUCAAAAAUAAUAUAGAUAAUUUAAAAAGUA
Molecule: messenger RNA, 1571 nt
Organism: Drosophila miranda
Lineage: Eukaryota; Metazoa; Arthropoda; Insecta; Diptera; Drosophilidae
Gene: Maf1
Product: repressor of RNA polymerase III transcription MAF1 homolog
Exons: 4
Coding region: 628-1308 (226 amino acids)
Biological process (GO): negative regulation of transcription by RNA polymerase III
Cellular component (GO): nucleus
Molecular function (GO): RNA polymerase III core binding
Source: RefSeq, a predicted model, not a curated record